AUGGAUUGGGACUCCACGGCAGACGGCCGCCAUCCGCACAUUUGCAAACGACUGGUCACUUUUGAGGCAACCACCUUCUUUUUUUUUCAUCUGCUAUGCAACCCACCACCAUGGUUCAUCGACCCCUCCAUUGCUGGACUGUCGUGUAAAAUAUCGGAGGCUGCGGAUGCACUGUUGCGCACUAAUAAGCCAAAUGCACAACCAAAAACCGGUUUACAUCUUUGCGUGAUGGUUUCUCGGGAGAUUGCGAUUAAUAUACGUGUGUCCGAACUUUCCGCUCUCCAGGGCCACGCUACCUUGACAGGGUCAGGGCUCUAAAUUGAACCGGGCAAAAGAUCCAAUUCUGAAAUUAGACUUUCUUUCUUUU
This is a messenger RNA of Pyricularia oryzae 70-15, 367 nucleotides long. RefSeq lists its product as uncharacterized. The record is from RefSeq and is a predicted model, not a curated record. The transcript has 3 exons. The coding region runs from base 1 to 318 and encodes 105 amino acids. NCBI's taxonomy places the organism in Eukaryota, Fungi, Ascomycota, Sordariomycetes, Magnaporthales, Pyriculariaceae.